AUGAAUAUUCAGGCACGGUCGGAAGCGCUGCGCCUCUCGGAGCAGCGCAAGCGCAUCGACCAGGAGAUUGAGGCACAAUGGAGCGUGCUUACGUCGCGCAACGUCACGCUCACGUCGCCACUCGUCGAUACCGAGGGGUUUCCCAUCGCCGGACUCGACAUUGCGGCGGUGCGCACGGCGCGCAACCAGAUCCAUGUGCUCACGAACGAUCGGCAAAAGAUUGACGCAGAGCUAAAGAAACUGCUCGAGUGCGCACUUGCAGGGAAUGGCGCACAAAGAGGCUCGGCAGGGCCGACACACACCGUCCCCACACCUGCGCCAGACGCGCCGCCGGAGCCGCCGGUCGUAGCGACGCGCCCCGUCGCGGUGCGGUCCGUGGCGCCCGAGAGUCCCGCGGCUACCGCAGGCCUUGCUGCCGGCGACGUUGUGCUGGCGUUUGCCGACCUCGACCCCUUGACGUCUGUGCGCCUCGGCGACCUUCCGCCGCACGUCCGCGACGGAGCGCCGGUGCCGGUGCGCGUCGCGCGUGUCCUUCCCGACGGACGCAAGGUCGACCUUGUCCUGACUCUCACGCCGUCGUCCGCGUGGGGCGGCCGGGGCCUGCUUGGCGGCUGGCUAAAAGCCUGCAAUAUCCUUAGCUACCUCUUCUUUACCUCGUCGAACCUCUAUGCCGCGCUGGGUGGCGAUAGCACGCGCUUCGGGCACCCCAUCCAGACCUACCUGACCCCUGCGCAGUGGCUCUUUGGGAUCUGGCCCGUGAUCAAUACACUGUUCCUGGGCCUGCUCGUCUACCAGUUCUUCCCUCGCGGGAGCAAAGUGGUGAUCGAGCAGCUCGGCUGGCGCUUUCCUGCGCUGUUCUUUUUAAACUCGCUGUACACGACACUCUACUCGCUGCAAGGCUCGCGCGUGCUGAACCUGCUUGCGUUCCUCGUGCUGUGCAUUGUCGCGGGCUUUGUCUCGUACUUGUACGGCUCUCUGCGCACCGGACCCGAGCCCGAGACGUGGGCUGACCGGUUCCUCGUGCACCUGCCCAUCUCGCUCUACCACGGCUUUGUGGUGGUGAUCUUUUUCGUGGCCGCGUUUGCGGUGGCGGGCGUCGACGCGCACGAGCACAAGGCGGGCAUCCUGACCAAGCUGCUCGUCUUUGUGACGCUCUUCUUUAUGGAGAGCACCGCCGCGGGCUACGUGUUCUACGGCAACGGCGACAUUGCCGGCGCCACCGUCAUCUCGCUCGGCCUGUUGGCGAUCUACCAGGAGCAGACCAGCUCGCGCUUCAUCCACUGGUCGGCCUUGUACGUGUUUGUGCUAAUAUACAGUGUCUUUUUCGUCAUCUCGUUCAUCGCCGUGCUCCGUGCGAUCGCCGCCGCGUUCCAGGUGCAGCGCGAGGGGCUGUACACCGCCCAGAGCACCGACGAGGAGGCGGCUCCGCUUGUGCGCUAA
Molecule: messenger RNA, 1440 nt
Organism: Malassezia japonica
Lineage: Eukaryota; Fungi; Basidiomycota; Malasseziomycetes; Malasseziales; Malasseziaceae
Exons: 3
Coding region: 1-1440 (479 amino acids)
Biological process (GO): proteasome regulatory particle assembly
Cellular component (GO): nucleus; cytoplasm
Molecular function (GO): protein binding
Source: RefSeq, a predicted model, not a curated record